This is a messenger RNA of Haemonchus placei, 465 nucleotides long. Lineage: Eukaryota; Metazoa; Nematoda; Chromadorea; Rhabditida; Trichostrongylidae. The record is from the annotation of a GenBank genome assembly.
AUGCGCAGCUUCAGAUUUCUGCUGAAAUUGGCGCACGCCAUAGCAAUUUGCGAUGACCUUUGGCGGGCGACAGCUGUAACUGAACCCAACACACUUCGCGAUCCGUCAGGCUUGGGCCUCGGUCAUCUUUUCGGACCUAUACAAAUCAAGAAGUUCGUCAGGGAUAACAAGCUCUCACUAAUCGUUCGUGCUCAUCAGCCUCCAAUGGGCGGUUAUGAGAGGGUUGGACAGCAUUUACUUACAAUUUUCUCCAGCCCAGGUUACAGAGUUCAAAGCGGAGUUGGUAGUAUGGGUGCGUCUCUGGUGAUUGAUGAGGAUGGUACAAUGGAUGUCAUACGAAUACAAGUCGGUGAACAACUUAAGCUCAAACGACAACGUUAUAAGAUGGAUAAGGGUGACAGCUAUCGAGACUGCGGAAAACCCAGACUAAGGAAACCAUCUCUUAUAGAUGAAAAGUACAGUUGA